GGCAUCUGUCUAGAUCAAGUAUCAGCAAUUUCUGCAGCAUAGUUUUCUGUUAUUUGCUGACUCUAUUGUACACAUCAAACCUGUAAGUCCUCCAACAUCUAGUCCCAAAAUUGUGAUUCUAUCUUGAUUUUUGUUUGUUGGUAUGGUGCACUGUUCUGACUCUGACCAACUAGUCUAAAAUCCGUCCCUACUGAGAGGUCUCAACUUGCAGUCCUGUUGUUGCAACUGUAGUACAUAAAUAUAUUCUUCAUCAUCUCAUAAUCUUGAUAUCCAGCAAGAAUCUGUUGAAAUCAUGAAGCAAAGGGAAGGCAAAAGUGUAGCUGAUGGAAAAAAGUCAAAGAAGAUCGCUCCAGCACCUCCACCACCACCACCAACGUCGAGGUUUCUUCUUAGCAGAAAAGUGACAACACCAAGCCAUACCAAACAGGAGAUUGCUAAGUAUUGGAAGCAAAAGCGCAAGACUGAAGAAGACCACUUCCUUGAUGCCAUCAAGGCUGCAGCCAGAAUCAGGGCGCGCAAUCUCUCGGCGGAGGAAUACAAAUACUUUGUGUAUUCCUUGAAGGUGGAUGAUGAUGACAUGGAGAACGAAAUGGUACCUAAGAACAUCUCCGAAAUCAAUGAGAACAUGAAGGAGAAGAGAGUUGGUAUAAAGGACUGGUGGACAAAGAGCAAAUAUGCAUAUCUAAACCAGCCUGCACUGAAGUCCAUGGAACGCCACGGUUCCACUUAUAUUCCGCAACUAUAUUGCUACAAGGCUCCACCUCCACCAGUCACAAGCACCUUUGGGAUCUUCUAGCCAAUUCAUGAUGCCGUUCACGCACACAAGUCAUGUUUCAUGUAUGUUUGUAUAUUGUGCUUGUAUAUAUAUCAUUGUUUGCUCAAGUGUGUGAUACUCAAAGGAAGUAUCAUAUUUAUGAUCAUUGAAGUUAUUGUAUUGGGGUUGUGAACUACUCUGCUGCACCUGUGGUAGAAAUUACUGUUAAUAAAUAAUGGUUCUAUUAUUGUAGA
Messenger RNA from Solanum lycopersicum (tomato), 1008 nucleotides. The record is from RefSeq and is a predicted model, not a curated record. NCBI's taxonomy places the organism in Eukaryota, Viridiplantae, Streptophyta, Magnoliopsida, Solanales, Solanaceae.